AUGGCAGUUUCAUUCCUUUACGCACACCAGGCUACCCAGCUUCCCUACAACGACCGGGUCGCCUCAAAAUCAUACUUUCAGCAAGAAACCGCUUACAUGGAACCCACGCAAUCCUUUGGUGGUUCUUCGUCAAACAGCUCAACCAGCACACUUCGACCCGUCUUCGCACACCCUCAGACGCUCCAGCCGCUUAACCACAGGGCGAACCACCUCCUCUCCAGUAGCUCUGACCAACUAAACCACGGCUGGCAAACGCGUUCGUCGUCGCUCCCUCUGCCUCUGGCUGGUCCGUCGAUGAUGCACAAUACUGCGACUACAGCCCCUCACCCUCUUUGGAUUCCGCAGUCAAAUAUCCACUCUGGUCAUUACGCAUAUCCAGAUCUCUACAACGCUCACCCGACCGCAGCGUCGCGAACAAAAUCCUGGCCUGCACCGCAGCACCACUAUCCCCAACCCUCAAAUCAGGUGCAUGGUUGGCAGGGUGCGGUGGGUUCGAAAAGCCACACUCGCUCAUCUUCGAGUGAAUGGAAAGCUCACAAACGCAGCUCUUCUAAUCAGGUGUACUCGUCAGGUUCUGGCUCUGGUUCACCCUCUCCUCUCAACGGUCGUACGUCCCCAGCGAGAAGUCCAUCGUCCUCGACACACUCUCGCUCCUCUUCAGCUGGGUUUGGAUUCUCCUCGCCACCGAACUCACCUUUCCCGGAUACCGAGAUCCCCAGCAGUGCCAGUAGCAGCGGUAACACGAGUGCAAGUGGGAACGGAGGCGGUUUUGGAUCACUCACACCUGUACAUGAAAUGUAUGCUGGCUUAGCGCGGACGGAAUCCGGACUGAUUCCCAUCCCGCAUCGACAUGCCUUUACGCGGGGAGAAAUUGUCAUGACCCGUACCACAAGGCGACUGAUGAAGACAUCCUCGACGAGCCGUCUCACCGCCCGUCAUCCUUGCCUCAUUCUCGAAGUCUCGCCCACCCAAACGCAUGUUCGGGUACUGCAGAUGACGAGUCAUGUCAACUUGACGGAAGAUCAGGUAAGGGUUGUCGGUGCAAAACUGAGACAUUGGCUCGCAAGAGAGGAUGAGGGUCAUCAGGACGCGUUUGGUCGUCUGGGACUUCAGACAUGCCCACCUUCGAAUAGAGCCGGUUACAUUUGGGUCGGCGACGGAGGUGAAUGGGUGCCCAUCGAGAGUGUAAAGUACCUCACAGGUACCCGUGUCGAUGAGGGCGAAGUGCGACGACUCGAGUCGCUCAUCGCCGAGCAUGAGAUUCCAUUGGCGGACGAGGCAGAGACCAAGUUUGUUUGGAAGAUAAAUGUCGCUCCCGGACUCGCUCAGCUUCUAUCCAUUGCGGCUGUAAGCGAGUCCUUGAGUGGACAGAAAGUCCGUCUUUUUGGACACUUGGUGUUUGCGGAUGUACCAAACUCGACUUUGGCACUACUUCACUCCCUGCCGCAUAAACCGGCGUCAACAAACGAUGAGGAAAAGCAGCGCUCUGCUCAAAGACCCGCUGUUCUAGUCGACCUGAGGCUCUGUUUGAAUACAGAAGGCGUUAUCCCUCGGGAAGUUCGAAGUCUAGUGAUGGUCAUGGGCACUCUCGAGUCGUGCGAGAAGCCGCAGCGCGAGAUACGAAAAUGGCUCAAGCGCAACGCCUCUUUGGGGAUCAAUACUCAGCCCGGUCUGAUCCUUGAAGCCAUCUUAUUACGAGAUGCUGCGGAUAUUAAUCUACAGAUCAUGGAAGAAGCUUUGCGGAUUCGCAUGCAGUUCGACGACAGUCAGGGUUGA
This is a messenger RNA of Serendipita indica DSM 11827, 1776 nucleotides long. Lineage: Eukaryota; Fungi; Basidiomycota; Agaricomycetes; Sebacinales; Serendipitaceae. The record is from the annotation of a GenBank genome assembly.